UGUGCCCCACACCGAACGCCAAUGGUCAUCGAAUCCUCAACCGCGAGCCUAGGCACAACAAAGGCUAUAUUUCUUCUUUCCUGGAUGUUCUGACUCUCUUUUCGUUGUGCGGCGUUAUGAGGCAAGUUGGGUCUGUACUGUGGCCGAAACUGCGGGUCCUGCAAGUGUACGGUGCAAACACAGGCGUUGGCAAAACAAUCUUUUCUUCGCUUCUAUGUCAAGCGUUCCAGCGACAUUUCCCGAAGGUACAUUACCUUAAGCCGAUCUCUACAGGACCGCUCGACGAAGCGGAUGACCAACAUGUUGCGACACUUGGGCAGAAUACACGAGCGAGAUGCCUCUAUCAGUUCUCUGAGCCUGUAAGCCCACAUAUCGCCGCUAGGUCGUCUUCCAAGCCCGUUGCGGACGCGAAUGUACGGACGGCGGUCCAUGACGAGCUGCGAACCUACGCCACUGAUGAGGAUGGUAUCGCCAUCGUCGAGACGGCAGGCGGAGUGCUAUCGCCGUCACCCAGCGGUAGCUCUCAAGCCGACCUCUACCGGCCCCUGAGGUUACCCGUCUUCCUGGUUGGCGAUCAUCAGCUAGGCGGCAUCGGCACGACCAUCUCUGCGUGGGAGUCGCUGCGUCUCCGGGGCUAUGAUGUCCAAUCCAUAGCAUUGUUCGCCGAGGACAGGUACGAUAAUCAUACCUACCUCAAGAGCUACUUCGCAGAGCGGGACGUCCACGCGUUUUCAAUACCACCACCUCCGGGGCGUGAUGCCGAUGCCGUUCAAGAUGCCGAAGAAAUGCGGAAGUACUACACAAGUUCCAGCGAUCACCGUGCAGUCUCCGACUUCACCAACAGGUUCCUGGAGGCCCACGAAAUGCGCCUUCGCAACAUCCAGCUCAUGCCCUCAGAAGCCGAGCAAGCCAUCUGGCACCCUUUCAUGCAGCAUACCGAGCGAUCGAAGGACACGAUCGUUGCGAUCGACUCGGCAUACGAUGACUAUUUCCAGACAUAUACCACCAAGCGAGCCGCCCAGCAAGCCUCGAGCCCAGAAGCACCGCUUCUUGUACCUGCAUUCGACGGCUCAGCCUCAUGGUGGACGCAAGGCUUGGGCCACGGUAACCCUCGACUUGCACUCACCGCAGCGCACGCGGCUGGCCGGUACGGUCACGUCAUGUUUGCGGGUGCUGUACACGAGCCGGCCCUUAGGCUUGCGCAAACACUGGUUGAGAAGACGGGCAACCCGCGACUGAGCAAGGUCUUCUUCACAGACAACGGCAGCGCGGGCAUGGAGGUUGCUGUCAAGAUGGCUUUGCGGGCUGCUGCUGUCCGGAAUGGCUGGAGUGCUGAAGACGACAUCCGAAUCCUAGGCUUACAAGGCAGCUAUCAUGGCGACACGAUCGGUACGAUGGACUGCAGCGAGCCAAGCAUUUACAACAAGAAAGUCGAGUGGUACACAGGGCGCGGACAAUGGCUCGACUUUCCCCAGGUUAAGAUGCGCAAGGGGCAGUGGGUUGUCGAACCUCCUGCCACGUUCGAGGGGGCACUUGGCGAAGUGGAAGAGUUCGAGAGCCUAGCCGCGGUUUUCGACCUAGGGAACAGAAGCCAGCAUCGCGAUUUAUACAGAGACUAUCUCAAUGGAUGGCUUGCCGAGCAAGCGCGACAAGGCACCAAGUUCGGCGCGCUGAUCAUGGAACCGAUACUGCUUGGCGCAGGCGGGAUGAUGUUCGCAGAUCCGUUGUUUCAGCGCUGCCUUGUUGAAGCUGUGCGUAAGCAAGAGUCCAGCGCGACUUCAGCCCGUGGCGAGCACGAGUGGAGUGGUAUGCCAGUGAUCUUCGACGAGAUCUUUACGGGCCUGUAUCGGCUAGGCCGCUUCAGCGCAGCCAGCUUCCUCGGUGUCCAACCAGACAUCGUAGCAAAUGCCAAGCUGCUAACCGGUGGGCUGUUGCCUCUCUGCACCACCACAGCCAGUCAAUCAAUAUUCGAAGCUUUUCUAAGUAAGGAUAAGAGCGAUGCAUUGUUGCACGGACACAGCUACACCGCACAUGCUGUCGGUUGCGCAGUUGCUAACGAGAGUCUGGGAACCAUGAUGAAGAUGGAACGACAAGGCGCAUGGACAACCUUCAGGGAGAGCUGGUUGCCAUCGAGCCAUGGUUUGAGCCUGUCUACAAGCUCCGGUGAGGUGUGGAGCAUGUGGUCGAAUGCAUUCCUGAAGGCGAUCUCGCACCGGCCGAAUGUCGAUUAUGUCUUUGCGCUCGGAUCUGUUCUCGUCAUUGCGCUGAAGGAUCCCGCCGGGGCCAGCUAUGCUUCAGCCGCCGGAGCCGGCCUGCGCGACAAGCUAUUUGCUGGCGACUCUGGCGACGAAGCUGUUAUCCAUUCUCGCGUCCUUGGAAACGUGCUGUACUUGAUGGCAGCAAUCAGCACUAGUCGGGAGACCCUUGAGGCCAUCGAGGAGAAGGUCUUCAGCGCGCUAGAGUAAGCCUGCAGCCAGCUUGCAAUAACCGC
Messenger RNA from Baudoinia panamericana UAMH 10762, 2491 nucleotides. RefSeq lists its product as uncharacterized. The transcript has 3 exons. Gene Ontology annotation, molecular function: magnesium ion binding; dethiobiotin synthase activity; S-adenosyl-L-methionine:8-amino-7-oxononanoate transaminase activity. Gene Ontology annotation, cellular component: mitochondrion. The record is from RefSeq and is a predicted model, not a curated record. Gene Ontology annotation, biological process: biotin biosynthetic process. NCBI's taxonomy places the organism in Eukaryota, Fungi, Ascomycota, Dothideomycetes, Mycosphaerellales, Teratosphaeriaceae. The coding region runs from base 117 to 2465 and encodes 782 amino acids.